UUCUAAAUUCAGCUACCUGACGCAGACGUGUCGGUAGAACGGUUCCAAUGUCCAAACAUACCGAAUAUCCAUCGAACUUGAAAUUCUCUUCUUCAUCCAUCUGAUCCACGGCGUUAUUACAACAUCCUUGGUUAUAAUCCUCUCCGGCGCUAUUACAUCAUGACCAGACCGAUUCUCAUAAUACUAUUCCUCGUGUCCUUUGCCGGGAGUAUUUCCGGCCAGAGAGAUCGCAGCCCCGACUAUGACCUUUUAGCCGAAGAAUUUCUCCGGGAAAACCAUAAUUCCUUAGCAGAAAAUCGAUUUUCCCGCGACGAUGACCACAGUGGUGGACAUGUGGAGCAUCGUGAUCAUGACAUCCCGUCGACGGUAGAGAGCCUGGUGGAUACGGACGAGGAUACGCCGACCACGCCCACAUCAGUACCAUACUGGGUGGCGUUGUUUAACACCACGUUCCAGUACCAGCGUAAUCACGAAGCGUUCGACGCGUUGACCACUGAACACACCACAACGGAUGGGGACGACGAAGUAGAAAACAUUAACAUCGAGGAUAACGAUGAUGACGUAACCAUUACCGCCGUGACCAAUCCGAUUAUUGGGAUAACGGAGGAUGUUACCAUUGAUACCGAUGGCGUUACCGAGACGGUCACGCAUGUUACCACCGAUACUGAUGAUGAGGUGGAUGAUACCACCACGGAAAGGACGGUCAGCGUGGAAGUGCCGGUGAAUGUGGCGGAAUCGGACCAUGCACCCUUGACCGUCAAGGUGGUUCUCACCAUUCACAAUCAUUCGGAAACUGCCACGACAACAGACAGUAUCACUGACGCGGGAACAACAGAAACCGACGAUUUAAGUGAUGUAACAACGACGGUGGAAGCGGAAACGACGACGGAUGACGAUGAUGAUGAUUCUACUACGACUGCGGAAUCGGUACUGGACGAUGCGGUGAUGAUCAAUGACACGCUGUUCGUCAAUGUUACCGAGGCGGAAAACGUAACGGAGCCGGGACUGGAGAGCGAUAAUGCCACUGAUGCCACGGUAUUUUACAAUGCGACAGUUGUGAUAUCGGCCAAUCUGACGAUGAAUAUUUCCCUCGUUAAUGCGACGGACGACAUUUUGGACGACGCAGUGACGGUAGUGCCUAAGGGAAGCGAAACAACGGAGACAACUACAGAUGAGCCGGAAACUAGUACGACAGAGGAGACGGCUGCUACCGAAGCGCCCCCGACACCGGAAAUAGUUUAUUCGACAAUAGUUUUGAUACCCACAACUGCACAGCCAGAAUGGAUAACGACGUCGGAUGAUCAGGAAGAAGAAGAGCCAACAGAGCAUCCGCUGCUGGUGUUUGAACGAGUCAUUCAUGCGUACAGCUUAAUUAUAUUUGCACUGGCCCUUAUUUUUAUCGUCAUACUAUGCUGUAUGUAUGGAGCAUGCUGUUCGGAAACCGGACGCGUGAUGGAAUCGCGAGAAGUUCGAAUUAACAAAAACUAUCCUCUGGAUGACCAGUUGAAAGGUCGUUCCUUGAAAGGUGCCGAUGAGCCGCUGCUGACACAAAUAUAGCGCCGUGUGAUUGCUGCGUUACUCGUAAAUGGUCUCUCAAGAUGUUGAUGGAACUGAAGAUGUUGCCAAAAAUGACUGUGAAUGGAUUCUAUGCCAAGUUAGCUAUUUUCGCUGAAUGGAAAGUUAUACUACUAUUGCAUUUAGACGAAAAUAGAACCACGAGACUGCAAAAUAAUUUAAAUGCAUGAACGUAACUUAAAAGCUGAUGGAUACUCACAAAAUGGAAAAUGUUUAAUUUUUCGCUGUAUUAAUUUGUCAGGGAUGGAUCCGAAUUCUAGAUAGCUCACGAACAUGCAACAGUUCGCAGAGAUCGGGAGAAUAUUUGUUGCAUACUUAUUGCUCUACAUGACGUAGAACUAUUAUAAUUGUAGCCUUUGAUGGUCGUAGUACAUCGCAAUAAA
Paramacrobiotus metropolitanus is the source of this 1958-nucleotide messenger RNA. RefSeq lists its product as uncharacterized. NCBI's taxonomy places the organism in Eukaryota, Metazoa, Tardigrada, Eutardigrada, Parachela, Macrobiotidae. The coding region runs from base 160 to 1557 and encodes 465 amino acids. The record is from RefSeq and is a predicted model, not a curated record. The transcript has 5 exons.